GUCCGCAUCUAGAACUGGAACGCCGAGGCUAGCCAGUCACAUUUUCUUCAUUUCUUGAGAUUUUUCUGCGGAGCUUAAACCGUAAGAAAUCGUUAACGGAAAACAGAGAUUCCGAUGGAACACCCCACGGCGGUUCGGAGAAGCGGUGGCGGCCUUUUCGAAGGCCUCUAUAGAGUCGUCAUGCGCCGCACCUCUGUUUAUGUCACCUUCGUCAUCGCCGGUGCUUUCCUCGGCGAACGGGUGGUGGACUAUGGGAUUAAGAAGCUCUGGGAGAAAAACAAUGUUGGGAAACGUUACGAAGAUAUUCCAGUUUUGGGACAGAGGCCAACGGAAUGAACUGCUCCGGAGUGCACAUUUCAAAUUGUUAGUUUAAUAAUAAACAUCUUAUUAGUGUGCGCCAUGCAAGCCAUGAGACCACCUUUUUUUCUUCUCGUGAAAUAUUUUGUAUUCAUAAUUACUCUUUGAAGUAUUGCUCUGAAAAUUACAAUUGGAAUAUAUUCCCGUUUCUGUCCUUUUCUUUUUUUAAAAAGACAUGCCCCAAGUUAGCAGCACUGCAUGUGAUCUGGAUCAACAAGCUAUGCUCUGCCUCGAUAUUGCUAUAAACCAAUU
Messenger RNA from Cuscuta campestris, 609 nucleotides. The record is from the annotation of a GenBank genome assembly. Lineage: Eukaryota; Viridiplantae; Streptophyta; Magnoliopsida; Solanales; Convolvulaceae.